AAUAAUUGGACAUGAUCAAGAUCUACUUGCGGCCUUGAUGGCGCAUGAAUUAGCGCACAUUGUUCAAAGUCAUGCCUCUGAGUUUUACGGAAUUUCAUUCAUGACCAAGGCAUUAACUAAAUUAACAAGUAUACUUGGUAAUUUGACGUUCAGUGGUAAUAAAGAUUCCAAACCAUCAAUCUUUCUACAAAAACAUUCCCAAAAGUUAGAACGUGAGGCCGAUCUAUUAGGCCAAGAGAUCAUGGCGCGUGCUGGAUAUGACCCUGCGAAGGCAGUAGAAUUAUGGGAAUUAAUGUCAUUCAUCAAGAACUCACCGGAUCUACUUGAAAAAAAUGACUAUGAAGAGAAGGUGGACACCUUUAGAUCUCAUCCGAGUGAAGAAAAUCGUGUAAAAUAUCUUAGAGAAAAUUUAACUCGUGCACGAUAUUUAUAUGAUCGAUGA
Molecule: messenger RNA, 442 nt
Organism: Acaulospora morrowiae
Lineage: Eukaryota; Fungi; Glomeromycota; Glomeromycetes; Diversisporales; Acaulosporaceae
Source: the annotation of a GenBank genome assembly